Tyto alba (common barn owl) is the source of this 2484-nucleotide messenger RNA. It is a transcript of the gene TBC1D10A, whose product is annotated as TBC1 domain family member 10A. The transcript has 9 exons. The coding region runs from base 57 to 1481 and encodes 474 amino acids. The record is from RefSeq and is a predicted model, not a curated record. Lineage: Eukaryota; Metazoa; Chordata; Aves; Strigiformes; Tytonidae.
CGCCGCCGUGGCCGCGGCAUGGAGGAGCGGCCGCGCCGCCGCUGAGCCGCGCCGCCAUGGCCAAGAGCCGCGGGGGCGGCGGGCCCGGCUCGCCCGGCGGCCGCCACCACAGCCUGGCCGGCACCCGCGAGAGCCUGGCCGAGCCGGGCGGCGACGAGCUCAGCUCGCUCGGCUCCGACUCCGAGGUGAACGGCGGCGGCCCCGAAGAGCGGCGCGUCGAUAAGUUCGGCUUCAUCGUAGGCAGCCGCAGCGCCGAGGGGCCGCUGGAGGAGGUGCCCUUGGAGGUGCUACGGCAGCGGGAGUCCAAGUGGCUGGACAUGCUCAACAACUGGGACAAGUGGAUGGCCAAAAAACACAAGAAGAUCCGGCUGCGGUGCCAGAAGGGGAUCCCGCCCUCGCUGCGGGGCCGCGCCUGGCAGUACCUGUCCGGGAGCAAGGUCAAGUUGGAGCAGAACAUCGGCAAGUUUGAUGAGCUGGAUCUCCUCCCGGGUGACCCGAAGUGGUUGGAUGUGAUCGAGCGGGAUCUCCAUCGGCAGUUCCCCUUCCACGAGAUGUUCGUCUCACGCGGAGGCCACGGGCAGCAGGACCUGUUUCGGGUGCUGAAGGCAUACACGUUAUACCGCCCGGAGGAGGGCUACUGCCAGGCCCAGGCCCCCAUCGCCGCCGUCCUGCUCAUGCACAUGCCGGCCGAGCAAGCAUUCUGGUGCCUGGUGCAGAUCUGUGAGAAGUACCUCCCCGGCUACUACAGCGAGAAACUGGAGGCCAUUCAGCUGGACGGGCAGAUCCUUUUCUCGCUGCUGCACAAGGUCUCGCCCGUGGCCUACAAGCACCUGAGCAAGCAGAAGAUCGAUCCCAUCCUCUACAUGACGGAGUGGUUCAUGUGCGCCUUCUCCCGCACGCUGCCCUGGAGCUCUGUCCUGCGCGUCUGGGACAUGUUCUUCUGUGAAGGGGUGAAAAUAAUUUUCCGGGUGGGCCUCGUGCUGCUCAAACACACCCUGGGCUCCUCGGACAAGCUCAAGUCCUGCCAGGGCCAGUACGAGACCAUGGAGAGGCUGAGGGCCCUCAGCCCCAAGAUCAUGCAGGAGACCUUCCUGGUGCAGGAGGUCAUCGAGCUGCCGGUGACGGAGCGUCAGAUCGAGCGGGAGCACCUGAUCCAGCUGAAGAAGUGGCGGGAGACGCACGGGGAGCUGCAGUGCAAGUCCCCCCCGCGCCUGCACGGCGCCAAGGCCAUCAGCGAGGCCGAGCCCCCCACCCGCAAGGCGCUGGAGCCCGUCCCCUCCAUCAUCGUCCCCCCCGGGCCCGCCCCGGUGCCCAAAGCCCGCAAGAGCAAGGAGAAGAGCCGAGAAAAGGGCCCUGCCAGCCCCGCCGAGGGCAACGGGGCGCCCGGUUCGGCCCGGGAGCUGCUGCACCCCCAGGUCUCCCCCCACCACCAGUCCAAGGAGAGCCUGAGCUCCCGGGAGAGCGAGGACACGUACUUGUAGGGCUGGCGCGGUGCUGGGUCCGUACCCCGGGCAGCCGGGCUCAGCUGGGCUGCGCACGCGCCCGGGCUCGAGGACGCUGAUGGGGGGACCCCUGGUACCUGGUGCUGGGGGGCUCUGAGCUGGAGGGACGUGGCUUCAGGGGGACACCGUGGUCCCCGUGUGCAUGGAUGCCCGCUCGGGGAAUGCUCAAAGCUCGGGGUGGGGGGGUGGGGGGGCAUCCCUGGGAGCUCGGCCAGGGGUGGUGACCAAAGGUCUGUGCCGGGUGCCCACCCCAGCAGGGUGCUGGCACCACGAGUGGUGGGAGCCCUGGCAGGGGGUGGCUGAGCCACCUCAGCUCCCUCCCCACAGCUGGGGAGGGGACACCGGCUGCCCCUUGGGCCUUUCUCCCUGUCCCAGAGCCCCUCAACCCGCUGCCCCCCAGGGUCCCUCCCACAGCCCCCACCCUGCGCCAGCCGGGCAGACCCAGACCCAGUCCCUGAGCACUCGCGCCUGGUGCAGGGGGCCUGGGGGUACGUGAGGAGCUGGGGGGACCCCUUGCCCCCCCUCCUCUUUAUCUAGUGAGGAUAUAUCAAGCUGUAGCCCUAUAUCUAGUACCAAAUUUACCUACUCACUGAGCCUAUUUAUUAUUCCUCCGUGGCAGUAACCGUCGCAGGACGGGGACGGAGGUUGGGAGCUGCAGGCACGAUGCGCCAGAGGCAGUGGGGUUUGAUGCCAGGCCGUGGGGCUAAAGCCCCCCAACCCCCUGUCCCUGGGCUCCCCAUUGUUUGGGGGGAACAUUUGCCCUGCUGCGGCUCUCCCCACCGCUGCCCCCCGGCCCCGAGGCCCCAGAGGAGGUGAGAUGAGAUGGGUGAGCGGCCGGGUGCUCCCCGGCUGUGGGGUUCCCCCUUCUCUUCCCCCCCCCCCCCGCCCGCCCCAAGGGCUGGGGGCAGCUUUGUAAAAUAAAAGCGGGGAAAAACAGUUUUGUACAAAGGGGUAAAAUAAAGCAGGAUUGUGUAAAGGCGCA